This is a messenger RNA of Racocetra persica, 1830 nucleotides long. The record is from the annotation of a GenBank genome assembly. NCBI's taxonomy places the organism in Eukaryota, Fungi, Glomeromycota, Glomeromycetes, Diversisporales, Gigasporaceae.
UCCUAUAAAGGUGAUCGUAAGGAAAAAAAAGCUAAUAUUGAAAAAAAUAUGGGAUUAAGUCACUCUUCAACUUAUCAUUCUUCUCUUAUGAGGAGUGUGCCAGAAUCUGGUCCGGUUAUUGUCGAACCACAUUCAGAAAUAUACCCGCGUUUACCAAUUGAAGAUUUCAUUGGCUACGAUAAUGAAACAUACAGCUCACAAUUCGAAUUGUUUGUUCAAAGUUAUCAAGCGAUGUAUGAUCGUCCCUACACCGAUAUGCGAUCAUAUUACCAGGUAGCUGGAAUCCAUUCACAACCUUGGAUACCCUAUGAUGGAGUUACUGGUACUCACGAAUAUAAAAAUGAGACGGAUUGGGCAAGAGGUCGUUGGGGUGGAUAUUGUCAUCAUGGAGAUGUUUUGUUUGGACCUUGGCACCGACCUUAUGUACUAUUGAUAGAAUCACUAUUAAUUAAUGAGGCAAAGAAAAUUGCUUUACAAUACCCUGAGAACGAAAGAGAAAAGUAUGUUGAAGCAGCAAAUCAAUUACGCCAUCCCUAUUGGGAUUGGGCUGAUGAAAAGGCAAUAAAAGGCAUUCCGGAUGUAUUCAUAGUAGCUGAACUCGAAAUAAAUACACCAGAAGGCAUGAAAAAAGUCAAAAAUCCGUUAAAAAGUUAUACAUUGCCUGUAGAUCUUUCAUUUCCCCUUGGAAAAGGUUAUAAUCCAACUGAUAAACCCAAUUAUGAAUUACCAAGUUAUAACUAUAUUCCAUUUACACCCGCCGGUUAUCAUACUGUCAGACAUCCUAACGCUAACUAUGAAGAUCAAUAUGAUUUGUUGAAUCAAAAUAUCUCUUUUUAUGUUCCUGCGGUAUUUAGACCAGGAGUUUAUCAAAUGCUUCAGAUUAAUAAUUACCUACAAUUUAGCAAUCAUGGUUUAAGAUCAAAUGGUACAGAAACGCCAAAUAUGUUUCCAGCUCAUCCGCGUCCUAUAGUGAUUGGACAUGCACAUUUUGCAUCUAUUGAAACAACCCAUGAUAUCUUUCAUUUCGUAGUCGGUGGUCCUGGUGGUCAGUUUCUUUAUCCAGAUGUAGCUGCAUUUGAUCCAUUGUUCUUUUUCCAUCAUACCGCCAUCGAUCGUUUACUUGCACUUUGGCAAGCAAUUUGGGUUACGGAAAGUGUUAAUAUUAACGGAACUUAUACAGAAGAACUAAAUGCGGUGGUAAAUGAGCAUUCAAACCUAACGCCAUUCCGUAAAUCAGAAACCGAAUUUUGGAAACCUUCAACUGUUCGAGAUGCAGAAAAACUUGGAUAUACUUAUCCAGAAUUAGUGAAAUUUAAAGGUCAAGAUCCAAGAGAAUUACAAGCAUAUCUUCUUAAACUCUAUAAACCUGAUCCACAUUAUGGACGCAGAUUUUUUGUAAAAUUAAUUAUAGAUGCGGGUAAAUUAGUUGGACCGUACGUUAUUAGAGUUUUUGUUGAUUUGAAAAGUGCGUCUGUCGAAACACCAGUAACUUCGCCUCAUUUUGCUGGAUUAGUUGCCAUGUGGCGUAGACCUAAUCCUUACCAAAUUAAUAGUACUACAUAUGUCAUGGGAAGUGUCGAUAUUACAGCAGCUAUGAAACGAUUGGGAAUCCGAACGGAAAUAUACCAUGCCGCCUUCAUUAAUGAUGUUAAUGAAGCUACAGGCUUGUUAAAAUCUAGUGCAAUUUUUGAUGUUCCUAAUGAAAUUAACAUAGUUCCUUGUUAUCUGAACGGAACAGGAAUUAGUCCGGAGGAAGCUGGCGUUAAUAAGGUUGAAGUUUAUGCAUUUCAACACGAUAAAGUGAAGCCAGAUUUCUUGGUCAAAGAUAGU